Molecule: messenger RNA, 1761 nt
Organism: Colletotrichum aenigma
Lineage: Eukaryota; Fungi; Ascomycota; Sordariomycetes; Glomerellales; Glomerellaceae
Exons: 3
Coding region: 1-1761 (586 amino acids)
Source: RefSeq, a predicted model, not a curated record
AUGGCUUCGUCUUUACAACCAGGAUAUACACUUUCGACCGUGUACGGAUCCGUAGACGGCCUACCUACCCCCACGACCGUUCCGAUUACUACCGCAACGCUGUCCACUCAGGAUGGAGCAGGCACAUCGUCGAACGCUACUUCCCCAGGAGCAUCUACAGCCGGAGCAGCUACACCAACAACCGGCGCUUCAACGACACCAGGCCCGAAAGUGGCGAGUGAGACGCCCGGUCCGGGAACACCUUCAGCAUCACCCACAUCGACAAACAAAUCGUCGUCUUCGGGAGUAUCGACGGGCGCAAUCGCCGGUGCUUCCGUAGGUUGUCUCCUAGCCGGUGUCAUCAUCGGUGGUCUCAUCGCCUUCUUGCUUCUCGGACGAAAGAAGCGGAAGAGUGGAAGAUACUCGCCCCAGAGUUCCGACACGGGGCACAUCAUCGUCGGCCCAGAGUCCAAAGCCUUGGCUUCUUCAGCUCCCGCCAACCACAGCGACAACAUCCAGAUCAACCAGUUCCUUCUCGACGCGACGCCAGACAAGGAGUUGGCUGGUGAACUGCAAUCUCUCGGGGAGCUUAUCCAGCAACAUGUCGAGAACAACUACCAUUCAAACCCGGUCCAAAUCGAUACCCACGCCCUCGCUCCCAGUCUUUCAAACUUGGGAUUGGGAGAACUAUCCAAGUUCAGCACGGAAGAAAUUGCUUCACUCUGCAUAGAUCCGAAGACUAGACAGGCUGGCCUCCAACACGUCGUUUCUCUCGCGGUCUUUGGAAGCAUAGACUUCAAGGCGAAGAGCCGUUACUCCAUGCUGCCAGGACCCAUUGCGUCUUUCCUCCAGUCCAUCCCACCAGUCGAGUCGCGUGGAGCAACUACACUGGCGCUUUCACAAUGGCGAAGUCUAUCGGCUUUCCUCCUCCACCCAAAUCGCAGUCAGCGUAUUCACCUCUCUCCAAAUGAGUCGGAGGCAUCUCCCAAAGCACAGAGCCUCGCCACCGCACUCAACGCAUAUCUCCGUCACUUCGUUCCGGCGGAUCAAGGGAGCCAGCGUCAGCAGCUGGACCAUCUGCAGGCUGUGAUCCUGGAAUGCACGAAGCUCGGCUACGAGAUCGUGUCUCAGCCCAGUGAUUGGCGCUUCACUUACAAGACCGAAGAUGCAGGCAUGGAUCCCAUCACCAGCUCCGUGUCUGCUCUCCACGCGACCUACCAACUCAUUCUCUUCAGUGUCGACGUUGACCAGGUCCCAUCUCAAGUCCGCCGCAGUCUUGAACUCGUACAGACAUGCCAUCGAGAUCUUCAACAUCUGAUCGAAAUCCGGAACGAAUGCCUGCACUUGCUUGAGAAGACGCCCAUCGUACUCAACCGCGUGAACGUAAUCAUCGCCGCCGCAGACAAAGGCCUCAUCGAGGUGUGUCAGAUUGUCGAGAAGUGCCGGCCUGACGCCAACAACGGCAAGGUUCCCUUCAAGAACCGUGUCGGAUGGGUCUUAUUCGAUUCGAGAGAGUUCAGAGCACAGGAACCUGUGAUCAGCAGACACCAUGCAGCGGUGUUGUCGGAGCUGAACUUCUUGAGGCAAACGGCGCUUCUCGCACCGCAGCUACAACAACAGAAGCCAGCUAUCACCACUGAGAUCAAGAAAGGAACUGAAAUCUUCGACAAUGUCGCUCUUCUCGGUGGCCUCAUGGGAGAAAUGGCGUUCUCAGGUAUGGCUAGCCACAACCUUUUUCCCAAGUUAUGCUUGCUUGCUGGCAAUGCUUCCGUGAUCAUCUAA